Messenger RNA from Saprolegnia diclina VS20, 726 nucleotides. RefSeq lists its product as hypothetical. NCBI's taxonomy places the organism in Eukaryota, Oomycota, Saprolegniomycetes, Saprolegniales, Saprolegniaceae. The coding region runs from base 1 to 726 and encodes 241 amino acids. The transcript has a single exon. The record is from RefSeq and is a predicted model, not a curated record.
AUGCCAGUCAUGGCAAUCUUCCGGAUCAGGCAAAUUAUCCGGAUCAUAUCCCGCUGGCCCCAAUUGGUGGCCAACUCAAUUUUCGAGCGCAACCUGAUGGCGACCGCCAAGCUCGCGGACCACUUCAAGAAGACGUCGCCGGCGCCGCCGCCCGGCUUCCAGUUCUCCUUCCAGACAGACGCGCCCGCACCGCCCAAGAAGCCGACAAAGAAGGCAGCGGCGACGACCGUUGCCGACGUGGCGACGCAGCUCGAGGCAGUCACGGUCGCCGACUCGAGCGCGCCGUCCAGUGCGAGUACCAAGAAGAAGAAGCCAAAGAAGAAGAAGAAGAAGACGAAGACGGCGCCAGCAGUUGUGGACGCGCCAGUGGCGGCGCCCGCGCCGGCAUCGUCCGAUUUUCAGUUCCUCUUUAGCUUUGACAAGCCUAGCUUUUCCGAGGCCGAGCUCGCCGAAUUGGCGCCCGAGCCGACAAAGAAGAAGAAGCCCGUGAAAGCAUGGGCCAAGCAGAAGAAGCCGGCGCCGGCGCCCAUCGUGCCCGAGCCCAAGGACCCGUCGGGCACGACGACCUUUGUGACGCUUCGAAAAGCCACCGACAACUCGUCCGAAGUUCAGAAAAUGCAGCUGCGCUACGGCAAGGGCAAGCGCAUCGUCGCGCACCCGGUCAAGAAGAAGCCGCUGUCGGAAGGCAGUAGUAGUGCGGACGCGACCUUCAAGUUUAACUUUUGA